Molecule: messenger RNA, 1288 nt
Organism: Triplophysa dalaica
Lineage: Eukaryota; Metazoa; Chordata; Actinopteri; Cypriniformes; Nemacheilidae
Gene: galr1a
Product: galanin receptor 1a
Exons: 3
Coding region: 245-1288 (347 amino acids)
Biological process (GO): G protein-coupled receptor signaling pathway; negative regulation of adenylate cyclase activity; positive regulation of cytosolic calcium ion concentration
Cellular component (GO): membrane
Molecular function (GO): galanin receptor activity
Source: RefSeq, a predicted model, not a curated record
UAGACAGUAUCAGAAUUAUUAUAGACUUAUUAAUUUAAUGAAAUGAAAUGAUCAGAAAUGUAAAUGUUAUGACAUGCGUAAACGCGCGCCUUCAACCUGGUCGUUCUCGGACUCCAAAAAAACUUUAAAGGAUUUUUAAAGCGCAGCAAAAUUUCCAUUGAGAUUCUCUUCUUGGAAAUAAAAAUAAAAAGAUAACAAACUGCAUAGGAGCUGUGAAAGGUCGUGUUUUAAGUCCACAGUAAAGAUGAACAUCCAAAACAGCAGUGAUUUAGAGAGACCCGAGAGCAAUAUAGACUCAGAGGCACCCGAAAAAACAUUAUUCGGAAUCGGCUCCGACAACUUCGUCACCCUUUUGAUUUUCGGACUCAUUUUUACUCUGGGGGUCCUGGGAAACUCUCUGGUCAUCACCGUGCUGUCUCAACGCAAACCUGGACAGCAUCGCAGCACCACCAACAUCUUCAUCCUGAACCUGAGCGUCGCCGAUCUGUCGUAUCUUCUCUUCUGCAUCCCGUUUCAGUCAACAGUGUACAUGCUCCCCACGUGGAUCCUGGGUGCCUUUAUUUGCAAGUUCAUCCAUUACUUUUUCACAGUGUCCAUGUUGGUGAGCAUCUUCACUUUAUCUGCCAUGUCGGUGGACAGGUAUAUCGCCAUAGUGCACUGCAGGAAGUCGUCGUCGAUCAGAGUUACCAGGCACGCAUUGAUCGGGGUGAUGGUUAUAUGGGUGCUGUCCUUCGCCAUGGCCACCCCUGUUGCCUAUUACCAGAGUAUCGUGGAAAGUGAGGAUAACAGCACGUUUUGCUGGGAAGUGUGGCCGGACCACCACAGGAGGAAAAUAUAUGUGGUGUGCACGUUUGUCUUUGGAUACGUGCUGCCAUUGAUUCUCAUAUCUUUCUGUUACGCAAAGGUCUUGAAUCACUUGCAUAAAAAGCUGAGAAAUGUUUCCAAAAAGUCUGAAGCAUCGAAAAAGAAGACUGCUCAGACAGUAUUGGUGGUUGUGGUGGUCUUCUGUCUGUCCUGGCUGCCCCAUCACGUGGUGCAUCUUUGGGUCGAGUUCGGCUCUUUUCCCCUCAACCAGGCGUCCUUCGUGCUCCGAGUGGCCGCUCAUUGUCUAGCCUACAGCAACUCCUCAGUUAACCCUGUUAUAUAUGCAUUCCUCUCUGAGAACUUCAGACAGGCGUAUAAACAGGUGUUUCGUUGUCAGGUUACUUCUGAGUGCCCUACGAAUGAGGCCAGACAGAAGAAGAGCAAGAUGGAGGCGGGGCCAUCCACUAACUGCACCACUGUGUAG